AUGGAUAGAAGCUGGAUUUUUGGGGCACCGUUCACACCUGCAUAUGUGAAAGGAGUCGAAGAGUUCAUGCAAUUUGUUAGUGAAAGAUACCCCAAAGGCAGCCAGAUACUUUGCCCGUGCAGCAGAUGUCUAAAUCAAAAAAUGCAGUCUCAGCAUGAGGCAAGUGACCAUAUACACAUUUAUGGAAUGUCAGCUACUUACACGAGGUGGAUUCAUCAUGGGGAGUCGGCGGAUACUGAAGUGGUUGAGAAUUUGGAGCAGCAUGUCGAAGGAAGGGAUCAUGACUUUGGGACACAUGCGGAUGUGGCCGAUGAUGACUAUGAUGAGGAUCACGGAGUACCAGAGAUGAUUGGUGAGUUGUAUGCUGCAGCAGAGGCAGAGGGAGAACAACCAAUGUUUGCAAGAGUCCUUGAAGAUGCGAAGAAGUCACUUAGCCCAGGAUCUAGGCACUCAAAAUUCUCUUUUUUGGUGAGGAUGUUGUAUAUCAAGUCUCGUUAUCGAAUUGGCAAUACAGCAUUUUCUGCGAUGAUCAAGUUGAUGUCAGAAGGAUACCCUCAGAGUGAGUUGCCAAAAUCAUAUGAUGAGGCCAAGAAAUAUCUUAGAGAAUUGGGUCUUGGCUAUGAAAACAUCCAUGUGUGCCCGAACAAUUGUGUGUUGUUUCGGAAGAGGUAUGAUGAAUACAAUGUGUGUCCAGUAUGCAAGGCAUCUAGAUGGCAAGAUGAAACUGGGACCAAGAAGGUUCCACAGAAAGUGUUGAGGCAUUUUCCACUUGUGGCAAGGUUGAAAAGAAUUUUUGCUUCAAAGCGAACUUCUGAAGAAACACAAUGGCACCAGAAAAAGAGGACGCCAGUCAACAAUGUAAUGAGCCAUCCAGCUGAUGGGGAAGCAUGGAAGGACUUUGACAGGAAAUUUCCAGAUUUUGUACGAGACCCGAGGAACUUGAGGCUUGCCUUAGCUACCGAUGGAUUCAAUCCAUUUGGCAACAUGAGUACCCAGUACAGUAUGUGGCCAGUGCUUCUAACACCGCUGAAUCUCCCACCAUGGGAAUGUGUGAAUCCAGCAAACUGCUUUAUGGCAUUACUCAUCCCAGGUCCAAAAUCUCCAGGAAAGGAUUUUGACGUGUUCCUUGAGCCCCUAAUUGAGACCUGA
Molecule: messenger RNA, 1149 nt
Organism: Setaria italica (foxtail millet)
Lineage: Eukaryota; Viridiplantae; Streptophyta; Magnoliopsida; Poales; Poaceae
Exons: 1
Coding region: 1-1149 (382 amino acids)
Source: RefSeq, a predicted model, not a curated record